AUGGAAGUCUACGUUGACGAAAUGCUGGUCAAAAGCCUCCAGGCGAAUGAACCCGUAAGUCACCUCGAACAAACCUUUCAGAUUCUUAGGAAAUACAAAAUGAAAUUGAACCCCCUCAAAUGCACCUUUGGUGUGGCUUCGGGUCAGUUUUUGGGGUACAUUGUGAACCAAAGGGGAAUCGAGGCAAAUUCGAUAAAGAUUGGGGCCUUACUAGAAAUGAGGUUGCCUCAGAAGCCUAAGGAGGUCCGGAGCCUCAAUGGUCGGAUAGCUGCGCUCAGUCGCUUCAUCUCCAGAGCUACUGAUAAGAGCCUACCUUUCUUCAAAGUGUUGAAGCAAGGGAAGAAUGCAGUUGUAGUUAGAGAAGAAGACGACCAUCAAUUGCCGGUAUACUAUGUCAGCAAAGCACUACUCCUAGUAGAAACCCUUUACCCGGACAUGGGAAAACUAGCACUCGCCCUCAUCACUGCAUCAAGGAAACUUAGGCCAUACUUCCAGGCCCACUCAAUCGAAGUUCUCACCAACUUCCCAUUGAAGCAGGUACUGCAGAGAACGGAGGCUUCGGGCCACCUGCUAAAAUGGGCAAUUGAGCUCAGUGAGUUCGACCUACUGUUCCAAUCCAAACAUGCCAUCAAGGGACAAGCCCUUGCAAAUUUUGUGGUUGAAUUUGUCGUAGCGCCAGAAGUGGAGACGACAAUGGAACCAGCCGAGCCCCCAACAUGGAACUUGUUCGUGGAUGGAUCCUCAAGAGAAACUAGCUUCGGAGCUGGGAUCGUCUUGGAAAACCCGGAAGGCCACAAGCUAAAUUGCACAAUCAGAGGGCUCCUGGCAAGCAAUGACUCUCAACUUGUGAUGAGUCAAGUCAACGGGAACUUUGCCACCAAAGACAGUAGCAUGACUGCAUAUUUAAGAUUGGUCCUGGACCUAUUCCCACAUUUCGAGAGGUUCAGAUUGAUCUAUGUCCCACGCAUCGAGAACACUCAUGCAAACGCUUUGUCAAAAUUGGUCAGCAACAAAAACUCAGAGCUGCUAAAGAUAGUCCCCAUUAAACACUUGUCAAAGCCCUCUAUCUCUAAAGUUGAAGAGUUACUAUGGAUAGAAAGUACCCCAGUAUGGAUGCAACCCAGCAUGGUCUAUCUUAAGGAUCAAUCACUAUCAGCUUCAAGAAGCAAUGCGAGGAAGUUAAGAAGGAGAGCCGCAAACUUCAUCCUACAUGAGGAUGUCCUCUACAAAAGAGGCUUUGCCUCACCACUUUUUCGAUGUGUAGAAGGGAAAUAA
Molecule: messenger RNA, 1275 nt
Organism: Olea europaea var. sylvestris
Lineage: Eukaryota; Viridiplantae; Streptophyta; Magnoliopsida; Lamiales; Oleaceae
Exons: 3
Coding region: 1-1275 (424 amino acids)
Molecular function (GO): nucleic acid binding; RNA-DNA hybrid ribonuclease activity
Source: RefSeq, a predicted model, not a curated record